UUUCUCUCUGCUCUGUCGGCAGUGUCGGCCACGGUCUAGAGUCUAGUUAUCUAAUGUCGCCUGGUGCUAUCUGGAAAAUUGGAAAUACUGUAGGAGACGCGUCGAAAAUAGGAGUUUUUAUAGGACAAUUAUAAUAGGAUAACAAAGAGGAGAUCGCGAGAGAAUAUAGUCGCCCUGAGAAUGACGGAGAAAGUGCGGAGAUAUGAGAAAAUCGACUUUCUGGGCGAGGGACAGUUUGCCACGGUUUACAAGGCGAGGGAUAUAGAAACGAAUAAAAUUGUGGCUGUGAAAAAGAUCAAGGUCGGGAGUCGUGCAGAAGCUAGAGACGGCAUAAACCGAACUGCCUUGCGAGAGAUUAAACUGCUGCUGGAAUUGAAACACGACAAUAUCAUUGGCCUGUUAGACGUUUUCGGCUACAAAUCAAACGUAUCGUUGGUGUUCGACUUCAUGGACACCGAUCUGGAGGUGAUAAUAAAGGAUAACAAUAUAGUUUUAACCGCAGCCAAUAUAAAGGCGUACAUGAUUCAAACCUUACAAGGACUGGAUUAUCUCCACUUCAAUUGGAUACUUCAUAGGGAUUUAAAACCGAACAAUUUACUGGUGAACUCGGAGGGCGUUCUGAAAAUCGGUGACUUCGGCCUGGCAAAGUUUUACGGAUCGCCUAACCGGAUAAACACUCAUCAAGUGGUCACGAGAUGGUACAGAGCGCCUGAAUUACUUUACGGCGCUAGGCUUUAUGGAACGGGGAUUGACAUGUGGGCGGUGGGUUGUAUAUUAGCCGAGCUUCUGUUGCGAGUGCCGUUUCUGCCCGGUGAAUCUGACUUGGAUCAGCUCACCAGAAUAUUUCAGACACUAGGCACUCCAACGGAAGAAACAUGGCAGGGGAUGACUGAAUUGCCGGACUUCAUUCAAUUCAAGCCGUUCCCUGGCACGCCUUUGAAGCACAUAUUCACUGCUGCCGGCGACGAUCUACUGGAUUUAAUUGCUAGUUUCUUGAACGUGAAUCCACUGGAAAGGUGUACAUGCGACCAAGCGCUGCAAAUGCCAUACUUCAGUAAUAAACCUGCACCUACAACUGGACCAAAACUGCCUCUGCCCACGACCAUUAAACGUCAACGUGAAGAAAGACCUAGUCUUAAAAGAAAACUGUUAGAAUCAAUAGAAGGAGCUUCUUUAGCCAAAAGAUUGCAAUUUUAAUUGUGAUUAAUGCUAGAAAUCAACAGAGAUACAAAGGUUGUACUACUAGAUACAUUGCCAAUUUCGCAAGAUUAGAGAGAUCUUCAAUUGUGAUAUUUUUUGUAUAUCAAAGUAUUAUGUCACUUUGUAUCAAACAAUUUUAUAAAAGUAUAUUAUUCGAAUUCUCUCUAAUGAUAUCUUACAUAUAAAUAGUACAUAAAAAUAUGUGAUUGUUUUAAUUUUUAAUAAUCUAGAAUUUUGUGGCAAGAAAUUCUUCGUAUAAUUUAUAACAUAAUACUAUAUGCAUAAAUCUCUUUUCGAAUAAAUCACUAUCUCCGGUAAUUAUUGAUUGUUAAAAAAAAUUAUAGAAACGGGAUAAGAUAUACAUGUAACAGGUAGCAAUAAUAAUAAUAAUUGAAAAAUAUAAUGUUACGCUGCAAUAUCUUUAUUAAACUUAAAGAUUAAAAAAGAUAUUCGAAGGAUUUCGUAAAUCGUGAAACAUUCACUCCGAAGGAGUAUGAAAAAAAUAAUUGAUUAAUCACUAAACAGCAUUAAUAUUUUUCAGUUUUCUUUCUUGCAUGGCUGACCUUCACGGUAAUAAGUACGGACAGUAGCACGAUACUCCUAUAGCGUGUUUCAAUACGCUGAUCUGUGAUUAUAUCAUGGGUGGAUUCGUGGAGUUUCAUUGUGAAAGUGAGAUAAAUUAUAGAAGCUUGUAAUUUAUCUCGCAACUUACAUUUCGCGAAUUUCGCUAAACUCAUAUUUCAUGAAUGCACUUUUUGCAGAUAAUACAUACUUGAUUGUACUGCACUGAAAUUACCUCUCUCUUUAAUGCACAUUUGUCUCCGAUGCAUGUACAUAAAAUUGUAAAUCAAUAUUGUGCAACAAAAAUACAAUUUAGUACAAAAUUAUUCUUAAUUUAUAUUAAUGCACGUAUCAGAAUGAAUCGGCCGCAUUCGGAUUUAACGAAGCGAAGAAAUCCUCUGUCACUCUGCGUCAAGCGUGUACAACGCAAAAAUAAUGCCUUAAAUUUAACGACGAAGGCCAUGCGAAGAUUUAUCUUAUGAAAUUAUAUCUUACAUUACAUAUCUUACAUACGAACAUAAUUUAGGAUAGACAUUUUAAUAUUGAAGCAAUGAUUUACGCCUCUGCGUGCCUUGUUCUUUAAAUUCGAAAUGGAACAGAGAAUUCUUUAUAAAAUAAUAAUGCAUAGUUAUUUUGAUGUAAAAUACGUUUGGAGAUUAGGGCCGCCAUUAAUUUAUAUGUACAAAUAUAUAUAAAUUCGUAAGACUAUUUCAAUC
Messenger RNA from Vollenhovia emeryi, 2477 nucleotides. RefSeq names its product cyclin-dependent kinase 7 (gene Cdk7). Gene Ontology annotation, biological process: positive regulation of transcription by RNA polymerase II; protein phosphorylation. The record is from RefSeq and is a predicted model, not a curated record. Lineage: Eukaryota; Metazoa; Arthropoda; Insecta; Hymenoptera; Formicidae. Gene Ontology annotation, molecular function: RNA polymerase II CTD heptapeptide repeat kinase activity; ATP binding; cyclin-dependent protein serine/threonine kinase activity. The coding region runs from base 181 to 1197 and encodes 338 amino acids. Gene Ontology annotation, cellular component: transcription factor TFIIH holo complex; nucleus; cytoplasm. The transcript has 5 exons.